Papilio machaon (common yellow swallowtail) is the source of this 2086-nucleotide messenger RNA. RefSeq names its product laccase-2. The record is from RefSeq and is a predicted model, not a curated record. The transcript is spliced from 5 exons. Lineage: Eukaryota; Metazoa; Arthropoda; Insecta; Lepidoptera; Papilionidae. Gene Ontology annotation, cellular component: plasma membrane. The coding region runs from base 164 to 2017 and encodes 617 amino acids. Gene Ontology annotation, biological process: iron ion transport. Gene Ontology annotation, molecular function: oxidoreductase activity; copper ion binding.
CGCAACCAGCAACCAGUCGCCACUCAAUGGUCGGCUCGCAUGGUCGCUUCGUCACGCUCGACGUCACUAUCUUGUAAAGGAAUCGGCGUGCAACUCAAAAAUGUCGUAAGAGAUUGCACGGCUGUACUUACUCAACUAGUGAACACAAGGUUUACCAUCAAAGAUGGAGAAAGAAAACGUCAAUCCAGAUGUGAUCGUGAAGCCUAACUACAUGCUGAUGUCCUUGCAGAGGAUACUCGUGUUGUUUGUUAUAUUGGCCGGUGUAAUUGUUGUUGUUUAUUAUACGCCGAUGCCAGAGGAAUAUUUUGAAAAUUGUGAUCGUGAAUGCCAUGAAUUGGAUUGGCCGAUGAUAUGUCGUGUGAAACUAGUCAUAGAAGUUUAUAAAACGUACAGCAAAUCUUGUAAUAACUGUGCCGAUGGUGCAGAUUGUCCGCCGAUGUGCAUAACAGCCGAUGGUCGAGAACGCGGCGUAUUGGCCGCCAACAGAGAGCUACCAGCCCCAUCCUUCCACGUCUGUCAGAACGAUAUCCUCGUAGUAGAUGUCGUACAUCGAGCUCCAGCACAUGCCCUUUCAAUACAUUGGCGCGGUCAACCACAGAAGGAAACUCCUUUCAUGGAUGGUGCACCAAUGUUGACUCAGUGCCCGCAGCCCGCUUAUACAACGUUCCAGUAUAAGUUCAGAGCAUCAGCUGUGGGCACGCAUAUGUAUCAUGCACAUUCUGCAGCAGAUGCGGCAGACGGGCUAGCCGGUGCGUUUAUUGUACGUCAAUCGCCUCGACUAGAUCCGUUAAGGAAACUUUAUGAUGUUGACGCUACUGAACAUACGAUCUUUGUAGCCGAAUGGGGUCAUUCCAUGGGACCGCUAGCUGGAGUAACACCCAACGCACCAAAUGCUGAGUCAUUACUAAUUAACGGAAAGGGAAGAUCAUCCGAAUAUUCGAAUGCUCCUAUAACAACGUUUGUAGUUGAAAAUGGGAAGAGAUAUAGAUUCCGUCUAAUGUAUGGUGGAGGAUCCAAAAGUUGCCCCAUCAAAUUUUCUGUUGAUGAUCAUGUUCUUAAAAUUAUUGCUUUAGAUGGUUCUAGUAUACAACCUAUGGAUGUCGACGCUAUAACAUUUGCUCGAGGAGAAAGAGUUGAUUUUGUUCUAGAUGCUAAUAAAGCUUGCGGAGUAUACAAAAUAAGAGUAGUAGCUGAGAAGUCUUGUCAGGAGAAUCUUGAAGGUGUGGCAGAGGUAGUGUAUAAGACUUUGGAUAGUAAAAACCUACAAAAAACUAAUGAAAACGUUAAUUUGCCAGUGAAUCGUGAACUAACAACAGUGAGUAGUGACAGAUGUGCCAGUGACAAAGUGUUGUGUCUGAAUGAAAUACAUUCUGCGGACAAGAUUCCGGCCAAGCUCGCCGCGGCCAUAGAUGAAGUUAUUUAUGUGCCUUUCAACUAUUCCACAAGACAAAUAUCAGCUAAACGAGUCGAGAGUUGGGGUCAGACUGACGGCUUCCGUUUCACGUACCCAGCGUCUCCCCUACUGACGCAGGGUAGUGACGUGAGUUCUGAAGCGAUCUGCGCCCGAGGCACCAACGACGACGAAUGUGUUCACGUUAAGAACAUCCCUUUGAGGUCUACUGUUGAGUUGGUUAUGUUUGAUCAAGGUGGUGAAUCAGAUCACAUAUUCCAUCUCCAUGGCUACAAUUUCUAUGUGGUUGGUAUACGCGAGUUUAAUACCAGCAUUGAAAAGCAUCAAAUCAAAGAAAUGCACGAGAAAGGAACAUUAUUUACUUCAACAAACUUAAUAGAUCCUGUCAUUAGAGAUACUAUUGUUAUACCCAAAUUCGGUGUCGUGGCGUUACGAUUCGAAGCUGAUAAUCCUGGGUACUGGAUGAUGAGGGAUGAAAGAUCAGCUCAUUGGACUAGAGGACUUGACUUCGUAUUAAAAGUGGGCGAACAAAGUGAUUUCGUUCAAGCACCUCCAGAUUUUCCCAAGUGUGGUUCCUACGUCGGCCCGGAAUACUUUUUAAUUUAAACAUAAACCAUACUAAGGAUAAUAAAAUUAGUUACCAGCGUUCUUUACUUAAUUAGAUUAUUUGUAUAU